AUGUGCCAAAAGCACGGUGUCCGCGUGCGGAAAAGGAGUCAACAGCACACCUGCUUUAUCGCGCUCGUAUCGCGCACUCCCACGGCUGCAGAGUGGCCCUUUUUGUGUCUCUGCGCUAUAAGAGCGCACGCUCUGCAGGCGCACACGCCUGUCUUGACACCUUUUCCUCUUGCCCACCGGUUCCGCCCACAACACACAUUCGCUCGCUUGCUGGCUGGCUGGCUCACCCAGAUGUUCAACCAGGUCAGACUUCCGCCUAUAAAGACCCUGCUGGACUCCAUAGAGAGGGAUCCAGACACGGGGAACGUAAUACCCAGCGUGGUGCCCAGCGUGGUGCCCAGACCAGUGCUAAAACCAACGCUCUCACAGUUCACGCCACUGCAGGGGGGUAGCAAGCAGGCGGUCGUUCAGUUGCCCAGACCGCCCGCUGUCGACCAGGGGACGCACCCGCGCCCAGGUCCAGUGCCCUCACCGCAGCAGCAGCAACAACGUGGGGAGAAAUGCGGGGGCUCUUCGGGCAGGGACAGGAAACAGUCCCGCUACAACCUCCCAAAGGACACAGUGCUCAUCCUCAACAGGUGGCUUCUCGACCACCUGCACAACCCGUACCCGACUUCCCAGGAGAAGAGGGAACUGCUCAUCAAGACGGGGCUCUCCAAGAUACAGUUGUCCAACUGGUUCAUAAACGUGCGCAGGCGCAAAGUGUUCAGCGACUACUACUCCCUCGCGAACUCGUCGGACGGCGCAGCCGUCGACCCGCGCAAUAUCCCGCACCGCGUCUCAGACGACCACCAGGGGAAGGAGUUCAUACAGGGCGGGGUCAAGAUGCCCACCACAAGAAGAAAGAAACUGCUCGAUAGACUCAACGAGCUCAAGAAGAACACAAGAGGCAUUUGA
This is a messenger RNA of Huiozyma naganishii CBS 8797, 897 nucleotides long. It is a transcript of the gene CUP9, whose product is annotated as Cup9p. The record is from RefSeq and is a predicted model, not a curated record. The transcript has a single exon. The coding region runs from base 1 to 897 and encodes 298 amino acids. NCBI's taxonomy places the organism in Eukaryota, Fungi, Ascomycota, Saccharomycetes, Saccharomycetales, Saccharomycetaceae. Gene Ontology annotation, molecular function: DNA binding. Gene Ontology annotation, biological process: regulation of DNA-templated transcription.